Messenger RNA from Aethina tumida (small hive beetle), 845 nucleotides. RefSeq lists its product as uncharacterized. NCBI's taxonomy places the organism in Eukaryota, Metazoa, Arthropoda, Insecta, Coleoptera, Nitidulidae. The record is from RefSeq and is a predicted model, not a curated record. Gene Ontology annotation, biological process: multicellular organism development; proteasome-mediated ubiquitin-dependent protein catabolic process. Gene Ontology annotation, cellular component: cytoplasm. Bases 42 to 845 code for a protein of 267 amino acids. Gene Ontology annotation, molecular function: zinc ion binding; ubiquitin conjugating enzyme binding; ubiquitin protein ligase activity. The transcript has 2 exons.
CUUAGAUGUAACUAAUCAGUUUGUAAUCAUCAUCAUCAGAAAUGGUGAACGAAAUACUGCAAAACGCAAUAUCAUCCCUCAAAGCCCUUCGAUGUCCGAUUUGCACGAACGUGCUGCGACCGCCGAUCCGCACGUGCACCGCCAACCACACGUUCUGCCCCAACUGCAACAUAUGCACCACCCGGUGUGGCAAAACCUCCUCGUCCAGGACUAACGAAGCUCUCGAACAGAUGUUCCUGGUGCUCAAGGUGCCCUGCAUCUACGAGCUGGACGGCUGCGACCACGUGGAAAGGGGCGCUACCAUAACGGACCACGAGGCGGAGUGCAAGUACAAACCGUUCCCGUGCCCCUUGGAGGUGGACUUCGACUGUCCUUGGGUCGGGAACAUGUGCGAGAUCGACGAGCAUCUGAGCGUGGACCACAGGAGCCACGUUUUCGGGUCGGGGAAGCAGUUUUGGAGGAACGUGGACGGGUGGUUUUAUCUUCAGGACCAGGAGGACGCGAGCAAGCUGAGGGCUUCGUUCAAUCAGCAGUGCAGUUGUUGGUGCGUUUGGAUUUUGGGGAGACUGUUCAGGAUUGUCGUUGAGGUGGACGAGUACGAGUUUUGCAUUUGUGCUCACUUAAUAAAGGAUUUUAGUGAUGAUGAGGAGACGAAGUUUUCGUGUGACUUUGCCAUUUUGGAUAAAAAUCUCGAGGAGAAAAGAGCUAUGAGUAUAGUUUGUAAAGGGUUGGAGGUACAUUCGAAAAAUCAAAUGGUUGAUGGUGUAAAAUGUGAUGUGACGGAAUAUUUAAAUAACGAUGAGUGUUUAUUUUCUGUUGAGAUUGUUAAAAGACUAGAUGUUUAG